AUCAAAAUGGAAAACCAGACCACAACUGUAACUUCUUUUGUUUUCUUGGGAUUUUCAUAUGACCCACUGAUCCAAAAUUUCCUCUUCUUGAUAUUCUUCUUUAUAUAUGUAGUAACACUAAUAGGAAAUAUUACAAUUAUGAUGGUAAUAAGGAGCAACAGUAACCUCAACAGCCCAAUGUACUUCUUCCUGAGUCAUCUGUCUUUUAUAGAUAUCUGCUUUUCUUCUGUCACAGUGCCUAAACUACUUUUCAAUAUUUAUGCAACCCAGGCAAUUUCAUAUAAUAGCUGCAUCAUCCAGAUGUUUUUUAUCUUUCUGACAGCAACUACAGAGAUUUUUAUUCUUGCAGCAAUGGCUUAUGACCGAUAUGCUGCCAUCUGCAAGCCCCUGCAUUAUGUACAAGUUAUGAACAGAGUGUUUUGUAGAUGGCUGGUUAGUGGUGCCUGGGCAGUAAGCUUUUUUCAGGCUAUGGCGAAUACAUUACCUGUAUUGAAGCUUGUGUUCUGUGGUCCAAAUAUUAUCAACCAUUUCAGCUGUGAACUUCCAUCUUUACUUGCAUUGUCCUGCACAGAAACGUCCUUGAAUACUAUUAUGUUCUUAAUUACUGCUGGCAUACUCAUGAUUUUUUCCUUCUUUGUUAUUCUAUUGUCUUAUAUAAAUAUUGUCUCUUUGAUCCUUAAGAUACAUUCAGCAGAAGCUAGAAGAAAAACCUUCUCCACUUGCAGUUCCCACCUCAUUGUUGUGGUUCUGCUCUAUGGCACUGGCUGUCUUAGGUAUAUGAGGCCCAGGUCUGCCUCCUCAAUAAUUAUGGAUGAAUACUUUUCCAUUCAAUACAGUAUUUCAACACCAUUGUUGAACCCUAUUAUCUACAGCCUAAAAAACAGGGAAGUGAAAGAAGCCAUUAAGAAACUAAUCAAGAAACUAAUUAAGAAAGCCAAUGAUUGCAUGUGUUAG
Elgaria multicarinata webbii is the source of this 954-nucleotide messenger RNA. RefSeq names its product olfactory receptor 5G9-like. The coding region runs from base 7 to 954 and encodes 315 amino acids. Gene Ontology annotation, molecular function: G protein-coupled receptor activity; odorant binding; olfactory receptor activity. Gene Ontology annotation, biological process: G protein-coupled receptor signaling pathway. Gene Ontology annotation, cellular component: membrane. The transcript has a single exon. Lineage: Eukaryota; Metazoa; Chordata; Lepidosauria; Squamata; Anguidae. The record is from RefSeq and is a predicted model, not a curated record.